Messenger RNA from Ylistrum balloti, 3542 nucleotides. RefSeq names its product cytochrome P450 20A1-like. Gene Ontology annotation, molecular function: monooxygenase activity; iron ion binding; oxidoreductase activity, acting on paired donors, with incorporation or reduction of molecular oxygen. The coding region runs from base 9 to 1421 and encodes 470 amino acids. The record is from RefSeq and is a predicted model, not a curated record. NCBI's taxonomy places the organism in Eukaryota, Metazoa, Mollusca, Bivalvia, Pectinida, Pectinidae. Gene Ontology annotation, cellular component: membrane. The transcript has 11 exons.
UGAUAAUCAUGUUGGACUUCGCAAUAUUUGCUGUGACUUUCCUGGUGUCAUUGCUCGGGCUGUUGAUAUAUCUCUACCCGGGUUCUGCUAAGCCAAGCACCAUUCCAGGACUAGAACCUACUACACAAGAAGAUGGAAAUGUGUCGGACAUCAAGCGAGCUGGAAGUCUUCAUGAGUUUUUAUUGGACCUACAUAGGCAGUUUGGUUCCAUAGUGUCAUUCUGGAUUGGGCGAGAAUAUAUUGUCAGCAUUGCAUCACCAGAACUCUUUAAAGAACACCAGGGAGUUUUUGAUAGACCUCCAAGUAUGUACAAAAUGUUUGAGCCACUGAUUGGUCCAAAGUCGAUUCAAUUUGCUAACAAGUCAGAUGGAAGAACAAGACGGAAUGUGUAUGAUAAAGCUUUCUCCCACGACACCAUAAAGUGUUACUACCAAACAUACCAAGAUGUGGCUGAUGACCUUGCUAAGAAAUGGUCAUCACUGGUGAAGGAAGAACAUGUUCCACUGUCCAUCCAUAUGUUUGCAUAUGCCCUCAAGAUUUCACUCAUCACAAUGUUUGGAAAGACAUUUUCUAAUGACAAAGAUAUCCUGGAGUUUCAGCACUGCUAUGAUGUUAUCUGGUCAGAAAUGGAGAGACGGCUGACAGAAAAUGAACCUGAGAAGGGCAGUCCAAGGGAAAAAGCCUUUGAAGAAGGGUUAGAAAAGGCAACAUCUCUUAUCAAGAAAGUUGUAAAAGAACGUCGUGACAAUCCACCAAUCCAGGGCCAGGAACUGAUAAUAGAUUUCAUUAUAAAUCUCUCUGGUAAUGAUGACGAGCUUAUUACAAGUGAUGCCCUAACAUAUGCAGUGGGAGGCUUCCAUACAACAGGCAAUGUGCUUACCUGGGGAUUUUACUUUCUGGCCACACACCCGGAGCUCCAAGAGAAAGCAUUCCAGGAGAUCAAAAAAGAACUCAAGAACCAGGAAGUGGAUCACACAAACCUAGAUGCUCUCCCGUAUAUACGUCAGGUUGUGGAUGAAACACUUAGAUGCGCUGUUGUUGCUCCACAUGCUGCACGAUUUCAAGAUUUUGAUUCAGAGCUCGGUGGGCACAAGAUUCCAAAGAAUACUCCUGUGAUUCAAGCCUUGGGAGUAUUGCUGAAGGAUGAGAAAUAUUGGCCCCUCCCAAACAAAUUCGAUCCCGACCGAUUUAGUCCAGAAAACGUGAAAACCAGGCCGCCAAUGACAUUUCAACCGUUUGGAUUUGCUGGAAAACGUGUUUGCCCAGGCUAUCGGUUUGCUUAUGCAGAGGCAACAGUCUGUCUUGUAACAUUGCUGAGAAAAUUUAAGGUCAAAUUAGUGGAUGACCAAGUGGUCAACCCUAUUCAUGGACUGGUCACGCAUCCAGAGGAAGAAAUCUGGAUCAAUAUUGAAAAGCGUUGAGGAUCCUCUGCUUAGUUUUAAAAUAAAACUUGCUGAAGAAGUGUCACGAUGACAUGAUUUCCCUGUUUCUAUAGAAAUAUGAAGAUAGAUUUGAUAAUGGAAAACAUGCAAUUUGUGAUUAACAACCUAAUUUUAAGUAUUAAGUAUUGAUAUAUUUAAUAAUGGAAAAAGUGCAAUUUGUGAUUGAAAACCUAAUUUUGAGUAUUAAGUAUUGAUAUAUUUCAGAAAGAAGAUCGUGCUUAUAAUCCACUUGACAAAUGUACAAAUUCAAAAAUGUAUUUAGAUUUUCUACGAUCAAUCAAUGUUGCUUUUAGGUCACCUGAGACAAAGUCUCUGUUGUGUAUCUAUGAACUUUUUACAUUUGUGACUUCUGCUGGAAAACCCCUCAAAAUUAUUUCCUUGAAAUUUUGCAUAUUCCUUCUGUGGCAUAAGGUGAACCAAACUGGGCCUGAGGGGGUGUGGCAAAAAGAGGUCAAAUUUUUUAAAUUUCAUAAAUCCUCUCAAUAUGAAUGUAUGGUAGAAUCACAUACUCUUCAUAGAUUGAAGGUGCUUUACCAAAUUAGAAAAUUUCAUUAUGCCAGGGUCUUGCAUUUCUCCCUGAGGAGGAGGUUAUGUUAAUUUUAGGUUCUAAAGCAAAAUCACAUUCAUGGGCAUAAUUUGUGUAUUUUCUGUUGAAAAUUGUUCAAACUUGUUUAGAACUAUUAGUAAUAUGAUGACAGGUUGAUGGUAUGGGCAUAUUGAUCCUUGCUGAUCCCCAAGGCCUGAUGGACAGGGCCAAAAGGGGUCAAAAACAUUUCAGAUUUCAAAAAUCUUCUCGAUACCCAGAUAGGACAGUAUAGACUCUAUUAAAUAUUCUUCAUGGAUGGAAUAAUUUACAUAUUUGAAAAUUAUAAUUUUGAGUGUAAUUUCUUUAAAUCCAAACUUGGUCAGAAGCCUUAGCAUGGGUUGGCAGUUAAUGUUAUGCACAUGACAUGUACAUUGAGGUAUCUUACUUUGUCAACAAGAUUAUAUCUAUGACAUGUUACGAGAACUACAGCAUCAUGAUUCAGGUGACCAGUAAUAUCUUUGGUCCUCUUGUUUCCGUGUGAUGUAUUCAACACACAUCGAGUCCUACCCUCAUGUGCAGUAGUAAAAUUGAUGCUCUGAAAAUGUUGUUUGCUCAUCACACUUACAUACAAAAUCUACAAUCAAUACACAAUUGACCCAGUGUUAAAGAAGUCUAAGGUAUUUCUCUGACAUUUUCUGAUAUUUUCUUUCUCUAUUUGAAGAUAGUAUCAAUACAUUGGAAGAGAUAGAGCAGCUUAGUGUUAUUGAUAUAGGAUAUUCCCCAUUUCUUGGUGAAUAACUGUUUUAUAUUAAUCAAGUGGGAUGGAAAAUUUGAUGUUUGAAGUUUCAAUCUCGGAUAUGAUAGAAUUGUUUUUCAUUAAAAAACAUUCACACCUUUCAUUGAUACCAGUUUGAAUUGAUCUCUCUGUCUAUAUCUGAAAUGAUUUAUCACUAUUACUCUGCAGAACAAAUAGCUUCACAUCUAAGACAUUUCAAACUAUACAACAGCAAGUAACAAUUUUAUACAAAAUGUUAAAUUCAGAUUGAUCAGGAUUAAUUCAUUUAAGGAAAGUGAGUUUCCUACCAUUUCUAUGCAAGUUGUUGUUCCUGAAGCAUUGUUUUCUGGGAUACUGGGUAACUGAUGUUUUCACUGGUAUGCAGUUAUUUGAUUGGUCAAAAAUGAGUGAAAAGAUCAAAACAUGUUAUUUUUCUCAAUGUUCUUUUUCAUUAGAGUGAAAUUAUCAGAUAUUUUCUCUAUAAAACCUUCUAUUUCACUGCGAAAAUGUAAUAAAAUUGCACUUUUGUUGCGGAAACAGGAAGGUAUCCAGUAUUUGGACACUCCCAUCUCUUUUGAUGGUCCCUAUCAAUAGCUGAAGGAAUUAUGUAGCUGGUCACACUGGACAGUUUUAUACAUUGAAGUUAAAUACAUUAGCUACUGUGCUGUUACACUGUUAUAUUUCUGUAGGAUCACAUACAAUCAGAAUCACUAAAGCUAUUUACAUGUAUUAAUGAGUAGGGCUUGAUGGCAAAAGAUUGGUGCUUUUUCUCAAAUAAAACUUCAAUUAUACAUUUAGA